Messenger RNA from Betta splendens (Siamese fighting fish), 1500 nucleotides. Its product is annotated as complement C1q tumor necrosis factor-related protein 3-like. The transcript is spliced from 3 exons. NCBI's taxonomy places the organism in Eukaryota, Metazoa, Chordata, Actinopteri, Anabantiformes, Osphronemidae. The coding region runs from base 214 to 843 and encodes 209 amino acids. Gene Ontology annotation, molecular function: protein binding. The record is from RefSeq and is a predicted model, not a curated record.
AUCAAGGACCAGACUUUAAACUGUAUACAGCUGAUUUGCGUAAUGUCACAGCCUGCAGGGUCUUCCUGCAAAUGAUAAGGGCCAGUUUAUGUACAGUAAGUCAACAACUAGAGACCUUUGACUAGUUAUGCUUACUUUCUGUGGGAGUAGAUCUCUUAUAAAAAGGUGAUUCUACAGAAGUCCUGGAUAUUGGCGAAAGGCUGAGAUUUUACAAUGAGGGCUUUUCUGUUGUUGGUCUUAUGUCUGUUUGGCACAUGGACCCAAGUAGAGAACCAGGCAGCUAACGACAGUGUACAGACCAGUGACCAGACAACCAGCACAGACCUACGCUGCCGGGAUGAGCUGCGGGACAUGCUGGUGGAGCAGAGGGUGCAGCUUCAGAAUACCAGAGCUGAACUACAAACCCUGAGAGACAAAGUGGCCAAGUUGGAAAAAAACAAUGCAGAUUCGAAGGUGGCUUUCUCUGCUUCUUUGUCUACUGGAAGUACUGGACCAUUUAAUACUGAAACUCCACUUGUCUACAAUAAAGUGUUAACAAAUAUAAGUGGAGGCUACAACAAAAUUACAGGUAUUUUCAUGGCACCAGUGAAAGGAGUGUACUACUUCAGAUUCACUGCCUUCAACAAGGGUGGAGAGUGGAUGGGAGCAAAUCUGUACCACGAUGAUCAAAAAAUUCUGUCUAAUGGUGAGCGGAGUACUGGACAUGGCUUUAUGGCAAACGCAUUGAUUCUGCAGAUGGAGAAGGGAGGUUUGGUUUAUAUGCGUCUCCCAGAAAACUGUGUGCUUCAUAAUGACCACAACACUUUAAACACGUUUAGUGGGUUCUUGUUGUAUGCGCUCUGAUGAACAUAUGGUUAAACAUCUUGAGCACUGGUUAUAUGUCACUAAAAUGGCUAAACUUUCCAAGUGUACGCAUUUCCCUGACCAUGUUCAUCAUAAACCAGGCAAAUCCAAUAAAAAGGUCUUGUGAUGCUGUAUGCACGUCUUCUUUUCUGCUGUAAUGGGUCACAUGUUCAUGUAAGGCAUUAUCAGCAAUGAACUGUGGGGAGUCAACGUGUCAACGCACAGGCGGACUAGCGGGCAGAGCGGUGCCGCCACCCCUAACAUCUGGGCUGAGCUCAGGAAGUGAGCUGGCAUGAAAAAUAGAACAGAGGGUGGAGCUGCCUGUCAAGCAGGCUCUCACUUCAAUGCCACAGAGACAAAGUGUCUGAUAUGAAGAGUGAGAGCCGAGACAAAUAAUAUAUCGAAUCAAAUGACAGGGCUGGAAACACACCGUGCUCCCUUCAAAUCGACACACAUCUGCGACGCGGUGGGUGGAUGUGCUCUGAAUCGAGCCCCUUUCAUUUAAUGGCUGUGACAUGUUUAAAAGCAGCUGCACACUCAGACCUUUAAGCUAAGUCGCAGCACAUGGGAUGAGUAGACAGCUGUUGUGUUUCUCAGCACAGGGGCAUUGCAGGGUUGUGAAGACCCCAUCAGCAAGCACCCCAGAUUAAAGUUUCU